CGGUGGCCCAAGUUGAGAGGACAGGCAAGGACCAAGCUGAGGGCGAAGCAGGAGGUCAAGUAGAGAAAAAGGCAGCCAAGGAGGCUACAGAGGGGAGCGUGCAGAGGUGGGAGAGGCAGGACAGAUGAGGCCAGGCAUCCGCAGGGCCUGAGCUCCAGGAGAGUCAGGCCUGAGCUGAGGCAGGGAGGGUGGAAUUUGGCCUCUGCCAGAGAGGCUUGUGAGCAGAGUGGAGGUUAGACUUCAGAAAGCAAGGAAAAAGAAAACAUGAGGCCAGCUGGUUCUCACCUAAGAAUGGACUUUGGGAUGCCUCUGUCAGUUCCCCUGGAUGUCUCUCUCCUCCCUCAGUGCCCUUUACUCCUCCCACCCACAGCUCCCCUGGGGACUAGGCCGCCCUGAACCUUGCUACUUCCUGCUCCUGGUGGCCAGUGCUCAGAGACUAUGGAGCUGUGGAUGCAGCUGAGGCAGGCUGGACUGGUGCCCCUGGGGCUGGGCCCACUGCCCCGGGCCCUCAGUGGGGACUCGCAAGUGGAGAGUCCUGGCCCAACCCUCAUGUCUCCAGGGGAAGACAGUGGAGGUGCCAGGGAGUUUCUGCUGUGGAUCUGGAAGGAGCUGGAGAACCUGCGCCGAGUAGAUGUCCAGCUGCUAGGCCAGCUGUGCAGUCUGGGGCUGGAGAUUGGGGCACUGCAGGAGGAGCUGGACACCAUCCUGGAGGAGGAGGAGAGCAGUGAGGAAGAGGAAGAGGAGAGUGGUGAAGAGGAGGAAGAUGAAGAGUCCCAGGGGAAGCUGGAGGAAGGACAGCAGAGGGCCUCCUGCCCAGCUCCACGCCUCCCUGACUUUGAGAUGACUAUUUGAGGCUCUGCCAGGGCCCCUUAUCCUGACACCUGAGUGAGAGGCUGAUUCAUGUAAAGGGGAGGGACGGCUUGCAGGUCAGAUGAGCUGUGGCACCAGCGCGUGCUGCGUGAGCAGGGCUUUCUCUGAAGGCGUCUGCAGUGAGGUUUGGGCAUCGGCCUGGGCGCUGUGGGCAGAUGUGAGGCUGUGUGUGCGGAUGACGGGGGAGGCUUCAGACGCUGCGGGUGAGCGUGGGGAGCGAUGGAGAUGCUGGCAGAUGAGGGCUUAGAUCAAGGCUGAGUGCGGCAGCCACUGGCUACUGAGGACUUGAAACAUGGUGAGUCCAAACUGAGAUGUGCUGUGAGUGUAAAAUACACACCGAAUUUCAAAGGCUCACAUGAUAUAAAAGAAUUUAAAACAUCUCAAUAAUUGAAAAAAUUAAUUACGUGUUGACAUGAUAAUGCUUUCAGUAUGUUGGGGUAAAAAUUACUAAAAUGAAUUUCAGCUGUUUGUUAGUAUUAUUAUUUUUUAGAGAGAUUUUUGCUAUAGGGCACAUACACUCACCAAAG
This is a messenger RNA of Tupaia belangeri chinensis (Chinese tree shrew), 1397 nucleotides long. RefSeq names its product glutamate rich 4 (gene ERICH4). Lineage: Eukaryota; Metazoa; Chordata; Mammalia; Scandentia; Tupaiidae. The transcript is spliced from 2 exons. The record is from RefSeq and is a predicted model, not a curated record. Bases 439 to 852 code for a protein of 137 amino acids.